AUUUGUAUAACCGGACAUGUACAAACAGAAUGACAGUUAAAUAAACAGGACAAGUGUGACAAUUGUUCAGUUGUGCAAAAUAAAAUGUAUCGUUGACCCAAUCUUGUUUUGAAAAAUAUUUUUACUUCAACCAAGUUCCGAAAACGGCCAUCUAUAAUGAUUUGGACGUCUGCAUUGUGGUUUAUGUUUGCUGUUUUGGCGUCUUCAGCGUCUGUCAGUGAACUUGAUUCCGAUGACUGGCCAUAUGUUAUUAAAAAUUAUGAGGGUAUUAAGCUUCAGUCACCCGUGGAUAUAAAUACAGAAUACGCAAAGAGGCGAUUUUUGCCGUUUUUACGUUAUUUUGGUUACUGGGCAUUUAACAGGGCAACAGUGGAAAUUUCUAAUAAUGGACAUACAGUUAACGUUAAACUUACCGAUAAUUCCAAUGACGUGCCAUUUAUCGUCGGGGGCCCACUAUUUGAUUGUAAGUAUGAAUUCGCAAGCAUGCAUUUUCAUUGGGGUAAAAAUGAUAAGGGAAGUGAACACAAAGUCAACGGGCACAAAUAUGCUUUGGAACUUCAUAUGGUACAUUUUAAAAAAGAGUACGGAAGUUUUGAAAACGCUUUAAGUUACAGUGAUGGCGUUUGUGUCGUGGGAUUUUUCGGAGAGGUAUCAUCAAAAGACAAUCCAGAUAUGGAUAAUUUUAUUGCAGAUUUAAAAUAUAUACACCAACCAAAUACGACGAUAAUUAGAAGUUUUAAAGAAGAAUUUUCUUUUAUAAAAAAAACAGCUUUAAAACAACAUUACUUCACUUAUCACGGAUCUCUAACAACUAAACCGUUCACAGAAUGUGUAAUCUGGAUAAUUUUUACUAAACCCAUUAAAAUAUCUAGGAGACAGUUAAUGGCAUUCAGAGAGUUACAUUCAAGUCAUAACGGAGUAUUAAUUAAUGAAAACGACAGAGAUCUUCAACCAUUUAAUAAUAGAACAAUCCUCUAUGGAUAUUAAACUUGUAAAAUUUAUAUUAAAUUAACACCAUUAUCAUUAUUUCUAUUUAUUAAUUUAUAUUAUCUAUUAUGUUUCUAUUAAAGUUAUUCAAGCCUGGAUUAAAAUAUUUAGAGAUCUCGAGGUCAAAGCUUUUGACGAGGCUUUCAAAAAUAAUAAAUUUAUUUUAUUUAUUAUUAUAAUAUAUAUAGCAUACUACAGUAAAAUUAAUUCUAAAAACUUUAUUAAAACUUUUUUCUUAAUUUAACUAUUAACCAUUUACAUUUUAAUAACAAUUAUUAUAAUAUAGUAUAACAGUAUACUAUUUCUAUUUAUUUUAUAUAUUAUUUAACUAUAAAAAUAUAUUGUGGUAAAAACUGAGGUCCUUGGAGUCUUGUGGCCCAUGGGCUAUGGCUCUCUUUACCCCUUUAAUAUUGGCUUGAAGUAAUUAUUAAAGUGCACUAUUAGAGUGUUGAUUAUAAAUUAUGAGAUACCUACUAUCGAAAGUAAAAUAAAUUAUUGUUCUUGGAUAUUGA
Messenger RNA from Aphis gossypii (cotton aphid), 1499 nucleotides. Its product is annotated as carbonic anhydrase 2-like. Gene Ontology annotation, molecular function: zinc ion binding; carbonate dehydratase activity. Gene Ontology annotation, cellular component: cytoplasm. The coding region runs from base 157 to 987 and encodes 276 amino acids. NCBI's taxonomy places the organism in Eukaryota, Metazoa, Arthropoda, Insecta, Hemiptera, Aphididae. The record is from RefSeq and is a predicted model, not a curated record. The transcript has 7 exons.